Messenger RNA from Sorex araneus (European shrew), 3260 nucleotides. RefSeq names its product ASH2 like, histone lysine methyltransferase complex subunit (gene ASH2L). Gene Ontology annotation, molecular function: protein binding; transcription cis-regulatory region binding. The coding region runs from base 61 to 1962 and encodes 633 amino acids. The transcript is spliced from 17 exons. NCBI's taxonomy places the organism in Eukaryota, Metazoa, Chordata, Mammalia, Eulipotyphla, Soricidae. Gene Ontology annotation, cellular component: Set1C/COMPASS complex. The record is from RefSeq and is a predicted model, not a curated record.
GGCACGCCGUCAAAUCGCGCGAGAACAAGAGUCUCACGAGAAGUGUGGGAGGCGGCAGUAAUGGCGGCGACGGGGACCGGCCUCGGCCCGGGGGUGGGCGCAGCCCCCGGUGCGGCCGCGGCUCCGAAUGCAGCCUCGGCGGAAGAAGGGGACGCGAAGCCCGUGGUGGCUGCCGCCCCGGCGGGAGAGGGACCGGCCGCGGCGCCAUCGGCGGAGCCGGGGUCCGGGGAGGCCGCGGAGAGCGGAGACGCAAAUAUGGUUGAUGUGAGUGGUGGUCUGGAGACAGAAUCCGCCAAUGGAAAGGAUACCCUAGAAGGUUCGGGGGACGCGACAGAGGCCAUGGAUACCCAGGCAGGCUCCGUGGAUGAGGAGAACAGCCGGCAGUUGGGAGAGGUAGAGCUCCAGUGUGGGAUAUGUACAAAGUGGUUCACAGCAGAAACCUUUGGCAUAGAUACCACGUCCUGUCUGCCGUUCAUGACCAACUACAGCUUUCAUUGCAACGUGUGCCAUCACAGUGGGAAUACCUAUUUUCUGCGCAAGCAAGCAAACUUGAAGGAAAUGUGCCUUAGUGCUUUGGCCAACCUGACAUGGCAGUCUCGAACGCAAGAUGAGCAUCCAAAAACCAUGUUCUCCAAAGACAAGGACAUCAUACCAUUUAUCGAUAAAUACUGGGAGUUCAUGACAACCAGACAGCGACCUGGAAAAAUGACAUGGCCAAAUAACAUUGUUAAAACAAUGAGUAAAGAGAGAGAUGUUUUCUUGGUCAAGGAGCGCCCUGACCCUGGGAGCAAGGACCCGGAGGAAGAUUAUCCGAAAUUUGGACUCUUGGACCAGGAUCUUAGUAACAUCGGUCCUGCUUAUGAUAACCAAAAGCAAAGCAGUGCCAUGUCUACUGGUGGAAAUCUAAAUGGUGGAGCCUCUCUGGGAGGGGGAGUUACUGCAGGAAGCAGUGGGAAAGGAAGAGGAGCGAAGCGCAAACAGCAGGACGGAGGAACCACGGGGACCACCAAGAAGGCUCGGAGUGAUCCUUUGUUUUCUGCCCAGCGCCUGCCCCCUCAUGGCUACCCCUUGGAGCACCCAUUUAACAAGGACGGCUACCGGUAUAUUCUGGCGGAGCCCGACCCCCAUGCCCCUGACCCGGAGAAGCUGGAGCUCGACUGUUGGGCAGGGAAACCUAUCCCUGGCGACCUGUACAGAGCCUGCCUGUAUGAACGGGUUUUGUUAGCCCUACAUGAUCGAGCUCCCCAGUUAAAGAUCUCUGAUGACCGGCUGACUGUGGUUGGAGAGAAGGGCUACUCCAUGGUUCGGGCUUCUCACGGGGUGCGGAAGGGCGCCUGGUACUUUGAGAUCACCGUGGACGAGAUGCCGCCCGACACUGCUGCCCGGCUGGGGUGGUCCCAGCCCUUAGGUAACCUUCAGGCUCCCUUAGGUUAUGAUAAAUUUAGCUAUUCUUGGCGGAGCAAAAAAGGGACCAAGUUUCACCAAUCUAUUGGCAAACACUACUCGUCCGGCUAUGGGCAGGGAGACGUCCUGGGGUUCUACAUCAAUCUUCCUGAAGACACAGAGACUGCCAGGUCUCUGCCUGACACGUACAAAGACAAGGCAUUGAUAAAGUUCAAGAGUUACCUAUAUUUUGAGGAAAAAGACUUUGUGGAUAAGGCAGAGAAGAGCCUAAAACAGACUCCACAUAGUGAGAUAAUAUUCUAUAAAAAUGGCGUCAAUCAGGGCGUGGCUUACAAAGACAUCUUCGAGGGGGUGUACUUCCCCGCCAUCUCGCUGUACAAGAGCUGCACGGUUUCCAUUAACUUUGGACCAUGCUUCAAGUUUCCUCCAAAGGACCUCACUUGCCGCCCUAUGAGUGACAUGGGCUGGGGUGCCGUGGUGGAGCACACCCUGGCCGAUGUCCUGUAUCACGUGGAGACGGAAGUGGACGGCAGGCGGAGCCCGCCCUGGGAACCCUGACCGGGACUCUUCCCUGCUUUGCCGACCGGACUCUGGGGAACGGGGUGGCCUGGGUGGGCGGUGGUGGAAUGCUGCAGAUAUGUUCUGGAAGAUGCAGCACAACCCGGAUGGGGCACGUUCAAGGCGGGACAGCGCCUGCCCCCAGCACUCCUCACUCCUGCAGCUGCUCUUUCUGUGUGCCCUUUGCCAACACCUGCUGCCCUUGUUCCCGCCUGCCCAAGUCCCCUGUAAGACUGGUGCUGUGUGCCACCUGCCCCGCCUCUUGGGACUUGUGUUACUGCAUCUUCUAAGGUGUGAAGCUGCUUGUCCAGACCAUCUCGGAAAGUCGUGUCCUUCAGUGCUCAGUGAUGUCACCAGCCUGACUCCAGGAGGUGGUGGACAGUGAGGACAGUUGAGGUCAGUGGCUGCCCAUGCAGACCAUGCCGAGACGCUUUCCCAGGGUGGGGCUUGUGUUCUUGAUUGUACAGCAGACUCGACACUGGCAUCUCUGCAGCUGCUGGGCUGUGGAACUGACUGAAGGAGCGUGCUCGCAGCUUUACCACCAGGAACUUCCCCAAUAAAACUUGUCUCCAAGUUGGCAUGGCACUUUGCUUCCCCUUCCGGCCAGGUUUCUCCCCGACUGUUGGAAGGGUGGGCUGUCUGAGUAGGGAGCCAGUGACAGGAUUGCAGCUCAGCCCGUUCCUAUUGUCGCUCCACUUUCCCCCGCCAGCCCAGGACCCGCUUACAGCUACAGAAGUCAGAUUCUCAAGGAAGCGAACCAGUUGGAAAGGUCUCCCGGGGCUGAUAGCACAGCGGGUAGGGCAUUUGCCUUGCAGCGGCCGACCUGAGUUCAAUUCCCAGUAUCCCAUAUGGUCCCCUGAGCACCGUCAGGAGUGAUUCCUGAGUGCUAGAGCCAGGAGUCAGCCCUGAGCAUUGCUGGGUGUGACCCAAAAAAACAAAAAAAAAGUCUCCCGGCCGCCCUCCAGUCCCCUGUGUGAGCAAGCUGGUGAUCAGUGUAGGCUUCCUGCCUUGCCAGCCUUUGCAGUCGCCAGGACUGAGUGGGUUUCGGAGUACUGACACCAAGUGUGUGAGUGAGACGCCCUGACCCACGGUGCCCCCCACAGUGCUGGCCCCAAGAGGUGGCAGGGUGGGAUGGGGUGGGCACACAAAGGCCGUGUUAGACCAGCAGCGUCAGAAAUCUGCAGAUGGUUCCUCGAUGGGCCAGAGAAAGGACUUCCUCAGUCUUGACUUCCUCUCAGACUCCAUGCUCAUCCCGCCCGCAGCCAGUCUUCUGAUAAAGUUGAACUGAGCAACUGCCA